This is a messenger RNA of Daldinia decipiens, 2298 nucleotides long. RefSeq lists its product as uncharacterized. The transcript has 4 exons. Bases 107 to 1813 code for a protein of 568 amino acids. The record is from RefSeq and is a predicted model, not a curated record. NCBI's taxonomy places the organism in Eukaryota, Fungi, Ascomycota, Sordariomycetes, Xylariales, Hypoxylaceae.
CCAAGUAAAUGUACUGGCAGGCCUCACCACCCAUUACAAGGCUGUCUGCUACUCCGUAACUGGGCACUCGAUAGGCAUUCGACAAGCACUUUGUGCCAACUAGACUAUGGCUUCGCCUAAUCAAACGCCCAGGGGCUAUGAAUCGCGCCAUGUUUCUAGAAUUAUUGUCGAACCAACACCCGAGAACCAGAGGAUCUAUAAUGAUAUUCGGCAGACGCUUGAACGUUUACGCCUGCAAACCCAUGUUGCCUCGCAGCAGAACUUGCUACCUCCCCAAGCAGCUCCGUCUAUCAGUAGUACUAUUCAUUCGCCAACAGACGAGCCUGGCACGCCUUCCACCCAAGAUGUAACAACGCAGGAUACAGAUCGAUCUAGACGUCAGCGAGGUAGAAGGAGAGGACCGCUAGAUUCACGUACUAGGUUGAAUACUGCACUCAAACGGAAGCUGAGGCUUGCUUGCCCGUACCAUCGGGCUAAGAAAACAACGUGCGAUUGCCAUGAUUUCUGUCGUCUAGAAGAAGGUUAUCAAAAAACCCUAGUCUCUGGUCAUGGCAGGCCGCAUAGCCGAAACGAGUUUAUGUCGCUCACUCCGAUAGAACGAACUUGGAAUACGUUUGGUGCUGGCGGGGCUGCGACGGCGUCAUCAGAGCAAGACAUCAUAUUGAACGACCCGAUUGACCUGCAAUCCUCGAUUGGAGAUCGCGAGGCUGUCCGCUCAGACGUACAGCAAAUUGUGAGCGGAUUCGAUGCCGACUCGGUGCAUCUAGACAGCGCGAUGCUCCAAGCCCCGGGACAAACAUACCACCCAGGUAAGGAUAUGGGUACGCAAUCACCGGAUGGGCAUAUACAGCUCGAAUUUCUCGAGAUUGGCAGCCAGAUGGAGACAUAUCCAAAUCGCUGGCAAUGCGAGUAUAGGGGUUCGAUAGAUACUGCGUCGGAGACUUCCUCGGAAACCUGUCACUGGACAGGACCGUUUCGCGAGCUGUCUAACCAUUUUCGAACAAAACAUCAUCCCUUUCACGAUGUCAAUCCACGCUUCUGGCUCGUGUGCACGCGUUGCCGUGCUAGAGCUCGAGCUCCUAAUGACUUGGAGUCCCCUUUAUCCCCAUUCCGAUGUACCAAGGAAAGCUGCUUAGGUUCUUCUUGCCAGAGAUGGUAUUACGGUUCCACGAGAGAUGAAUCAGUCGCAGGGUCGGCGGUAGCCCUGACCCAAUAUAGCGAGUCUGAAGCUGGUUAUUCUUGGACCUUUCAACCGGAAGGAAACCAGCCAUGGCUUGGUGGGGGGGCCUCGAACAACGGAUACGGAUCGCGUCUCGGUGCCGGGAACCCGCACGAACACCCGUAUUACCAUAAUGCUAAGUGGGAAAUCAGUAGUAAUUCCUCCAUUCCCCUCACUGACUACGGCGAUUCCCCGCGAAAACCCAUCCGCCCUGCUCGGAAAUACUACACGAGCUGCAAAUCACCCCGCCAGUGCCCCAUACGCUUACUGUCCUUUGCCAAGUUACCUAUUAGCCAUCUCCUCUCAACCAUCGUACCCUUAUUGACCACUAUUAUUCGAGAAAGUAGUCAUUUUACCGAGUCAGAUCCAGAUCCAUUACAAUCUCGCGCAAUUAACACGAACGCAUUUAGUUGGUGGUCUCUAAUAUUAGUCUUGAUUGGGUUCGUAACGACAUGGUCAUUAAAGGACCGGGCUCGGUCUCGGGGUUUCAACGAGCCCAUCCGUCGAGAUCAUCGCCGCCAGCAUCGUAGUGGUCAGUUUCCUAGCGACGAAGGUUUUAUACGUCAUCGUUUCAAUACCUUGAUGACAGCAUAACCAGUCGUUACUACUACAAGUUGUGGAGGAUGAUUUGCAUUAUAUCAUUACAGGAAAUUAUUUCCUUAUAGUUCACUGUUACUUCUUACGGAGUAUGGGCGAACAAUACUAUUUUGCAUGUUUGGCAUUGAUACCCUUUUCAUUUCUUAGGUGUCGGUAUGGAUACACUCACGGCUUAUGAGUAUCUGGUGUUAAAUGGGCCUGCAUGGAUACAUAUGAUCUAUAUACACAAGCAGACAAGCUAGGUUACAAUAAUACACUAACAGAAUACACUGACAGUUUUCGGUAGGGGUGCGCAUACCAGGUCUUGUAAGGCAGUAAACUAUUACUUACUUUUUCAGUCACUCACGUACCUCGAUUUCGUACAUGGAUCCAUAUACGCCUUCGAGCAUAGAUAUAUAGGUAGGUAGUAUUGGUUGUUUAUUAUGCGUAUCGGAGUCUCGCUUCGAUCGAAUCGAGUCAUACUAUAGUUACGUACCUACCUA